Molecule: messenger RNA, 3125 nt
Organism: Xiphophorus hellerii (green swordtail)
Lineage: Eukaryota; Metazoa; Chordata; Actinopteri; Cyprinodontiformes; Poeciliidae
Gene: slc30a9
Product: solute carrier family 30 member 9
Exons: 18
Coding region: 170-1888 (572 amino acids)
Biological process (GO): transmembrane transport; intracellular zinc ion homeostasis; zinc ion transport
Cellular component (GO): endoplasmic reticulum; membrane
Molecular function (GO): monoatomic cation transmembrane transporter activity
Source: RefSeq, a predicted model, not a curated record
UCACUGAAAUGUCAUAGGUCACGUGAUUCGAUGUUUGUAGUUUUUUUUCCAUCGUAUGUCUGAAGCGGCGUUACGAUCAAUUUGUAAAAUGGAUUCAUACUAUGCAGAGCAAACUUCAACGUAAAAAGCACAUUCCUGCUCUUCAACAUCAAGCUCCCCUGCAGAGAGGAUGUUCCCCAGCCUGGCCCACAGACCAUGGCAUGUCUUCUGCAGAGUGUCCCUGCAGCGCAGGUCCUCGCUGUCCCAGUGGUCUUAUAGGUUUCUCCGAGGUUGGCAGAUUGGAGGCACACACAGCUUAUGGCUCAGCCUUCCUGACUCCCGUGUGGCCUCUUUGGGGCUUACAUCGGUGCAUUACUACUCUACCUCUGGUGAUAGUAAAGAUGGUCCUCCAAAAUCAAAAUCAACUGUUUCCCCUUCAGCAGAGAGAGUGGCGACUGGUGCUGCAAAAGUCCCCACAAAUUUAUCAGAUAAAGCACUUCAAGGACUGACGAAAGCUGAGGCAAUUCAAGUCAAAGUUCGAGCUGUCCUCAAAAAAAGGGAGUAUGGAGCCAAGUACACUAAGAACAACUUUAUCACUGCUGUCAGAGCGAUGAAUGAGUUCUGUCUCAAACCAAGUGAUCUGGAGCAGCUCCGGAAGAUCAGAAGGCGCAGCCCCCAUGACGACACAGAGGCUUUCACUGUGUUUUUGCGGUCAGACGUGGAGGCCAAAGCACUAGAUGUGUGGGGAAGCAAUGAAGCUCUAGACCGAGAGAGGAAUCUCAGGAAAGAAGUGGAGAGAGAGUACCAAGAGAAUAUUUUUCGUAACCAGCAGCUGUUAAAGGAAUACAAAGACUUUUGGGGAAACACUAAGCCCCGAUCCGGCAAGAGGGCGACAUUUCUGCAAGGUCCAGGGAAGGUGGUAAUGGUGGCCAUCUGCAUCAAUGGCUUGAACUUCUUCUUUAAGCUUCUGGCCUGGGUCUACACCGGAUCAGCCAGUAUGUUCUCCGAGGCCAUCCACUCUCUGGCCGACACCUGCAACCAGGCUCUGCUCGCCCUGGGAAUCAGUCAGUCUGUCCGAAACCCAGACGCCAUUCACCCGUACGGCUUUUCAAACAUGCGCUACAUCGCCUCCCUCAUCAGUGGCGUGGGUAUUUUUAUGAUGGGAGCAGGUCUCUCUUGGUACCAUGGCAUUAUGGGAUUACUACACCCAGAACCAAUUGAGUCUUUGCUCUGGGCUUACUGUAUUUUAGCGGGCUCUCUGGUGUCUGAAGGAGCCACCUUAUUAGUUGCAAUUAAUGAGAUAAAGAAGAGUGCCCACAAGCAUGGGGUGUCUUUUUAUGAAUAUGUCAUGCAGAGUCGAGACCCCAGCACCAACGUGGUGCUGUUGGAAGAUGCUGCUGCCGUGUUGGGGGUCAUCAUCGCUUCUGGCUGUAUGGGACUUACCUCACUCACAGGUAACCCGUACUAUGACAGUCUGGGCUCUCUCGGCGUGGGAACGUUGUUGGGCACCGUCUCGGCGUUCCUGAUCUACACCAACACUGAGGCCCUGCUGGGCCGCUCCAUACAGCCGGAGCAAGUCCAGAAGCUCACAGAGUUCCUGGAGAACGACCCGGCUGUGAGAGCCAUCCAUGAUGUGAAGGCCACAGAUAUGGGACUGAGUAAAGUGCGCUUCAAGGCUGAAGUUGACUUCGAUGGCCGAGUGGUGACACGGUCUUAUCUGGAGAAACAAGACAUUGACCAAAUCCUUAACGACAUUCAGCAGGUGAAAACACCUGAAGAGUUGGAGAACUUCAUGCUGAAACAUGGCGAGAACAUCAUUGACACUUUAGGGGCUGAGGUGGAUCGCCUGGAGAAGGAGCUGAAGCAACGUAACCCAGAGGUUCGCCACGUAGACUUGGAGAUACUAUAGUGACUGCUGGAGAAACGUCCCGCUGCACAAAGAACUUUAGCAGAAGGAAUAGAGAAAGCCAAGCCCACCUCCCACUCUGACCAUCUCCACCACAGAUAAACCUGAAGUCUUACACCUGUUCACUCCCCAGGGCAUAAACACAGCAUGUUUGAACAGUAACUGCUGGAGAUGCUCAGUUCGUCAGCAGAGAGCAAGACUGUCAAACAUCUUAUUGAAUCUAAACAGAAGUCCUUCCAACAAGCCACUGUUUGCUUUGGCUUACAUUCCUCUGUGUUUGUGUCUGGAUUUUAACAAGGUCAAAACUCGAAACAGGACCAGUGUCAAUUACUACUAUUGUGCGUUAAUCUUGCGUGUGAACCACAGUGAUAGUGUUUCCUUCACAAGCGCAAAGGAAACUCGAGCUCUACGUAUUUAAACAGAAAAUAUUUAAAGGCUAGUCAAUGUUUUUUUUCUUUUAAUUUGAAGCCUUUUUGAAAAUGGCUCAUUAACCUGUUGCAGGUUAAUGAGAAUGACAAGAAAAUUUAAUGCUUGAAGAAAAAAAAUCUGAUUAAAUGGGCGUAAAGUUUCUCAUUUGAUUUCUAGAGGGAGUGAAAAAUGAACCAGAAAGACCAAAAAAGUUUGCAGUAAUUUAUCAUCUUUGUGAUAUUUUAUUGAAAAAAGAAGACGGGUAGAGAUGAAAAUGUAAAGAUUACAGUUUGAUCCCCAGAAAUUAUUACAUAGGUUUCCUUUUUGUUUUAAACUGAUCAGCAGGUGAAUGUAUUGCUUCAAAGAUGAAACCCUAAGAGGGGGUGGAAUUAUUUUGUCCCUUUCUUGUCUUUUUCAACAAAAAGCACAAAAACGCUUCAUCUUUUCCAGAUUUCAUCAAAAGCAAACCUCCCAACAGGUUUCCUGACAACAGUUCAUUUCUGUUUCUACAGUGAAUUAUCGAAAAAUCAAUCCCCAUUUUAGUAUUUCUGCUGAUUAUUCUUAAAAAAGAAAACAAUUCAGCAUAAAUGCGCAUUUUGUUUUUCUUUUUUAAAUUCUUUGUCAGCACACAGUUGCACCUGCAGCUCAGAAACACCUGCCACAAGCUUCUUCUCUGCUUCAGGAGGUGGGCCGUUCAUGUAGAUGUGGUCGUAUGGCUCUGUUCAUGGACGAUGGGUUUAUAUAUAUUUUUUUGAAGGUGUCAAUAGUUAGAUAUUUUACUGAUAUUGCCACUGCUGAAGGACUUAGAAUAAAUUUGAAAUAAUUUAUUGAA